AUGUCAGAAGCCAUUGUAAAUUCAUAUUUGCACGCACCUGUUCCAAAUAAAGUAUCAUCUCAAUCACAGCCACAAUCACGAUCACGAUCACGAUCACAAUACAAAGAUACUUUGUCACACACCAACAAUAUAACUUACAUCGAUAAUCACAUAAAUAGUAUUUCUCAAAAGAGUACUGAUCCCAUACCAUAUGUAAAAUUUAUAUUUCCAGAUAUAAGAGCUAUUUACCAGUUAAAUAAAGCAAAUCCCUUUCACGGUAUUGUAUAUAAUGAAGUAACAAUUCAUGGAUUCGAACUGUACCUAGUGGAAAAUUGGGUCGCACAAAGAGGAUUAUCUUCCAUUAUUACAUCCUUUACUGGGAAUUCACAGGAUAUUAUUCAUGGUAUAGAGAUGGUUUUACCUGCAGAUUAUGAACAUUGGCCACCCGUUUUAAAAAAAUAUUACGAUGAACUUAUAACUUUCUCUCAACCAAAAUUUAACGAUAAAUUUCAAUGUAUCCUUUUUAUAACAAAUCUGUCUACUCUUCCUUUAUCUUUGCAUAUCUUGCACAUUGAAAAUGGUGAUUUAAGAUCUGUUUGGUCGACUUUUAAAAUUAAUUUCAAUUUAAAAUCAAUGAACUGCUUAGGUAGGUCUUCUAAUUUGCUAAUGGAACCUUCCAAUUCUUCUAUAGAGAAAUUUAACCAUCUAUUCAAAUUAUCAGCACCAAAUCCAUCAUCUAAAAUCAAUUCAGGCUAUUCAACUAAUAAUAAUCAUAAUAGUGCUUUGAAAAAUGGUUCUGGAAAUCCAGAAAACUGGAGUUAUUAUGCUAUCACAGAUAUUAUUCAAACGGUCCAAAUUGCACUGCAUUAUUUUAACAGCUAUAAUCAUGCUCAAGAUGGAUUGUUAUGUGAUUUCACAAAGGCAGCAAUUAAUAAUUGGUGGGUUGAUUAUGGAAAACUUUAUUUUGGUAUGGAAGGUCCUAGAAAUGAAACAGUUUUAAAUCCUACCACUUACGCCGCAAUCAUAUCUUUGACUUUUGCAAUAUAUUACAAGUUAAUUCUGGAAAAUUGUAUGAAUUCUAAACAUCCGUUCCAUAAUAUCGAUGAAUAUUUUUUGGCUAUCUCACUUUUCCAAAAGAAAAUUAACUAUUCAAGAAGAGAUGGGAAAGUAUAUUUAGAUCAUAUAACUUUAGAAAAAUUAUUUGAAGCUACAGCAAAAUAUAAUACUAAUAAAGACUUACUUCAUUUGAAAAGAAAAAUGAAAUCUAAAAUGCAAGACUUAACUGGAAAAUCAAAUACUGCAAGAUUAUCUCAUGAAAUUUUAACUACUGAUCUGGAUAAUUUAAUAUCAAAUUUGCAUGAUAGUGAUAAUGAUUUAACCUAUUUAUGGAAACCAUCCCAUAGUAACAAAUUUAUCUCUUUGUCGGCAAAUAUAAGAGAUUUUACACAAUAUAAUUUUCAUCAUGGAGAUACUGACAAAGAAUUAAAACUACGUACUCAAUUGUUGAACAAUUCCAAGAAGCCCUCCUUUACCGAACCUUUUAAAAGGCACAGAUCCCAUUUUAGUGUACACAAUUUCGUAGAAAGUAGGUAUGCAUCAGAUAUAACGAAUAGACCAACAUUAGAUAUGUCCCCUUCAUUUAUAAGUAUAUCUUCCAUGUUCCCUAUGUAUGAUAAUCCAAGUGACAACUUCGAUGGCCAAUAUAAUAAUGAAAAUUAUCAAGAAGAGUAUUUCAGGAGGAAUUCACUUCCCUUUAUUAACGAUGGUACCAGAGAUACUGAUGAAUACGCAUGCAAGAAUAUUUUCAUAUAUAGAUCAAAUUCACAAUCAAAUAUUGCAGAGUCUAUUGAAAGAUGGGAUUUGCCGUUUGAUCCGUCAAUAGUGAAAUUAGCAAGAGAUUUGAAACGGAUUGAUCUUAAAUUAUUGAGACAAGAACGAUCUGAAAAUGAAGAACAAAUUUGUUCUGAAGAUAAGAUCUGUGACAGUAAUUUAGCUAAAUUUGAUGCAUUGACCGAGGAUAUUCAAAAGGAAAUUGAUAAAUACAAAGAAAAUUCUGGGUAUUUCCAAACACAAUUUUUGGCUCUCAAAAAUAAACAAAAUCUGGCUUAUAAUGAUGUGUCUGAAAUAACAUCAUUGUCUGCUAAAUUGAAUUAUGAUAUGAGAAUUUUGGAAUUGAGAGUUAGAGAUGUGGAAGAUAGUAUUAAGCAGUUUGAUACCAAACUAUGUCAAGUGAAAAAGUCGUUAAUUGGCUUGGAUAAUGAUGACAAAGAAUUCUGUAAAGCUAUGUCAUGUAUUGAUGAUAAAUCCCAGUUUGAUAGUUGUAUAAAGAAAUUAGUACAAUUAGAAAAUAAGAGUACAUGUUAUAAGAGUGUAUGUUCGAGCAUACUAAAAAAGUGUUUUUUACUUGAUUUAAAGAAGGAUAUUAUGAGUUGGGUAGAUUAUUUUUUUGCACAUACAUAG
Arxiozyma heterogenica is the source of this 2439-nucleotide messenger RNA. RefSeq lists its product as uncharacterized. Bases 1 to 2439 code for a protein of 812 amino acids. The record is from RefSeq and is a predicted model, not a curated record. The transcript has a single exon. Gene Ontology annotation, cellular component: Sin3-type complex. NCBI's taxonomy places the organism in Eukaryota, Fungi, Ascomycota, Saccharomycetes, Saccharomycetales, Saccharomycetaceae.